Molecule: messenger RNA, 5901 nt
Organism: Brachypodium distachyon (stiff brome)
Lineage: Eukaryota; Viridiplantae; Streptophyta; Magnoliopsida; Poales; Poaceae
Product: pentatricopeptide repeat-containing protein At5g15280, mitochondrial
Exons: 10
Coding region: 609-4451 (1280 amino acids)
Molecular function (GO): protein binding
Source: RefSeq, a predicted model, not a curated record
CGUCAUCAAAACAGAAAUAUCUGAUGUACCGAAUUGCAGAGGGUUUUUUUUUUCUGUUUUUGAAAACUAACUGUAGAGGGUUCAGAAAUAUGUUUUGGGCCCUCGUAUUGUUUGCACGAAAUUGACCUCUUUUUUGGAGCGAAAUGAGAGUGAAACCAAGGCCAAACCCGGGCUGGGAUGCGUGACGAGUUCUCUGCGUGCACGUAAGCCCCGACCUGACAACCACCCAAAGGAGACACGCACGCCACGGCUGGGCAAAGCGUCCGAAAUACUCCAUCGCCGCGUCGCCGGCUCACGGGGGGCGGUCCACCGCGCAACUCCGGUCGUCUUCACCGGCUAGGAUUACCGCGCGCCUCGUCCUGCCCCCCUCCUCACACUCGCCCCCGCGUCUCUUCUCCGGUGUCCCACGACGGCAACGAGCUCUGCGGGGGCCCUUCCCCAUCUCCACCACUCGUUGCCGGCGGCGACCUCGCAGCGCCGCCGUCGCGCCCCUUACCCGCCGUCUACGCCCCGCGCAACCUGACAUUGCCUCUACGCCAGCGCGGCCCGUCUCUUUAGAAUUCCGAGGGAGGAGCGUCCCCCCAACAGCUUAGGUGGUGAGGGAUGGGAUGUGGAAGUCAUGGCAGUUGCGCCGAGCAAUCCUUCUGCGGUGUCGUCUAAGCGCGAACGUGAGAGAACCCAAGAUUGAAGAAAGAAGUUAUGCCAGUAAUGUUCCAGAACUGAACUCCAACAGAGGGCGCCUGCUGAAAGGUGAACAUUGCUGCAAUUUAGGGAAGAAAGAAGGCACCUCUGUGUGCCAUUCAGAGGUAGCCAGAUUCAAUGUGGAGCAAGAAACUGCGGAAAAGUGUGGAGCUGAUGUCCAUUCUGCAGUAAAAUUGUGCCCUGGUAUUGGGGAAUUGAUUAUAGCCAAGUGCUCAUCCAUUUUUGAGAGUGGAAGGGACACCUUUGAAGGGAAUUGCAGCUUGCAUGAUCUUCUUAAGCCUGGUCUCUGGCUCUCACCGGAGACCCUCCGCAGGUUCUGGCGUGCUUCGACGCUGAAGCCCGAGGAUUUUUUUGACAUUUUGAUUGGUUUUGGACAAGGUGCAGCAGAAAUUAGAAAAGCAAGGUUUUUGUGGAAUUUAUACAGGUGGGCUUCGUGGCAGAGCAAGGACUUUCGACAUCUUCCAAGGUCGAACGACCUCAUGGUGUCAAUACUUGCAUAUGCUCAGAUGUUCAACCAAGCUGAAUCAUUGCUUCUCUUGCUGGAUGACAACAAGGCUCUGACCAAUGCAGGUGGACUGUUCAGUCAGAUUACACAGGCGUAUUCAGAAACUGGACACCUUGACAAAUCGGUGGCACUUUUUGAUCAUGCAAGGUACAAGUGUUUGAUUCCUUCAGCCUCUUGCUAUCAAGUACUUCUUAAUCUUCUGGUUAGAAAGAGAAAAGAUGAGUUAGUUUUAAGAGUAUAUUUGGACAUGCUUGAAGUUGGAUUAGGUUCUUGCACAGAAGGACAUAUUCUUGAUUUUGUUAUCAAGGCUUUAGUCAAGAGAGACAAACUUUUACAAGCAAUUGGUGUAAUUCGGCAGUUAAAGAGCUUGGACAUUGAAAUAAGCAAGGGAUCCUUGUCAACCGUCGCAAAAGAAUUUUGCCAGAAGAAGGACAUCGGAGAUAUGAUGAAUUUCCUGGAAGAGUGGAAGCAUUUACCUGAGUUGCGUCUUUGUAAUAGAAUUCUUGUGUCUUUGUGCACAAAUCUUGGUAGUGACGAGGCAUGGUUUGUCUUCCAAAGAUUGGAGGCCUUAGGAUUUACGCCAGAUGCUACAACCUUUGGAAUUUUCAUAAGCCAUAGUUGUAGAGAAAUGAAACUCAAAGCUGCAUUCCUAUAUUUAUCUGAGUGCUUUUCUAGACAUGUUGAACCUAAAGUUUCUGCUUACAAUGCUAUUAUAGGUAGUGUUUUCACGGAGGGACUGUACAGACAUGCAAAAUAUAUCUUUGAAGACAUGAUCGAAAGAAAGAUAAUGCCCGAACUUUUAACAUAUAAGGUACUGUUGGCAGGAUAUUGCAAGUAUAGGCAGUUUGAUGAUAUAGAAGAAAUCUUGAGGACUAUGAAAACCAAUGGUAUAAAUGACCCCCCCUCUGGAAACUGUGUGUUCUCUAAGGCCUUAUCCUUUCUGGGGCUAGACCACUUGGGAGUGAAGGUCAAGAGAGAUAAUGCCACUGGCUUUCCAAAAGCGGAGUUUUUUGAUUCAGUAGGGAAUGGCCUUUAUUUGGAUACCGACUCCAAAAAGUUUGAGACUUUGUUGGUACAGAUUCUCAAUAAUGCUCUUUACCCCGAUAUUAGCUCGGAGAUAGUCAGUGCAUGUCAGCAAGGUAAUGUUGCAAGUGCUCUUCUGAUGAAAGAUGAAGCUUUUCAAUGGGGACAUGACAUUUCACCAGCGAGCUGCUCAGAACUAAUAAAGACCUUAUGCAUGAGCCCUGAACAUGCUAUGAAUGCUAUUGACCUUAUGGAGGAAAUGCCAUGUACAUUUGAUAAAUUUGAUGCUCAAACUCUAAAUUUAGUCGUGCAGACAUUGAGUAAGAAUAGGAUGUCAGCUCGUGCAAGAUUGGUUUUGGACAGGCUGUCCAGAAGAGGCUUGCCAAUUAAUCAAGAUACUUAUACUUAUUUGCUUUUAGGCUUCUGCGUAGAAAGGAACAUAGUGGGGUUUUGGGAAUGCUGGAAUGUUGCAACGGAGUUUAGUUGGUCACCUGACAGCAAAGAUAUGAUAGCCCUCAUCAGUCACAUGUGCGAAUGGGGAGUAAUUGAGGAAGCCUUGAAGCUUAUCAGCGUGCUGACCGACUGCUAUCCUAAUUUGUGUUUGAGUGCAUAUUGUGCACUUCUCAAAGAGUUAUGCAGGACGGGUUACACCAGUGUUGGAUGUGCAAUGCUGGAGGCUCUUCUAGAAAAGGGUGUGGCUGUGCGUCACUCACUAAUUCUUAGCGUGACAGAGGGCUUCCUAAAGGAGCAGAAGUCUGCUGAAUCAAUUGGUCUGUAUGACAUGUGGCUUAAUAAAAGCAGAGUAUCAGAUGUGUUGACCUACCAAUUUCCAUUCUCUUCACUAGCAAGGUUUGAUGCAGAACGAUGCAUGGACUUGGUACAACCUAUUAUGAACCUGGAAUGUUCUGCUGUCUCAGCUUGCAGUUGCAUUGUGAAGGAAUUACUACAAAUUGGAAAAAUAGGUCAGGCAUUGUCGUUCUUUCAAGCAUCCACUUUGGGAAUGAGAUCAAGUGGCACAUUUGUAAAUUCCCUCCUACAAUCCUAUUGUUGUCUAAACAAGUGGAGAAAGGUAGAUGCAGUUCUUUGCACAAUGCUAAAGAUUCAUGCUAGCAUUUCUAUUUCUAGCUACCGCUUUCUCGUCCACAGAAUGUGUGAGCAAAGUCAGUUUUCUAGCGCGCUAAGACUUAAGGAGCUGGUCCAAGACAGCGACAAGUCAACAGAUCUGAUUUUAUACAACAUUCUGAUAUUCUAUCUUAUUCGGCGGAGAAACAUUUUGCAGAUUCAUGAUGUAUUGAAGGAUAUGAAACAUAACGGUAUUUCUCCAGACAAAACAACCUAUGACUUCCUUGUCUACGGGUUUCACAAGUCUGGGGAUUCUGAUCGUUCAGUUAGUAUGCUUGAUGCUUGCAUUGCUCAGGGAUUAACACCAAGCAACCGCAGUCUCAGAAUAGUAUUGAGUCACUAUUGCAGGUUAGGUAACCUUGAGAAAUCACUAGAAUUAUUUUAUCUGAUUGAGCGCAGUGGAUGGAAGCAUGGUUUACUCAUUGAGAUGACUCUCAUUUCCAGUCUUCUUUCAUUUAGAAGACAUUCUGAAGCAAAAUCUUGUCUGAACAACCUCAGCAGAAAUGCAUUAAUUAUAUCUGACAUCAAUUUCGACGUCCUAAUCAAGGAAUUCUGCAUACAGGGAGACGUGGAAAUGUCUGUUAAUCUGCUGAAUACAAUGUUAAAGAAAGGCAGACUUCCGGGUGAAGCUAGUUACAGCUCUGUUAUAUACAGGCUAUGCAUAUUGAAAGAAUUCGAUCAAGCGCUUGACUUUCUUGCUGAGAUGAAGUUGGAACACCUAAAACCAAGUGACAUCUCAUGCGAUGCACUCAUUCGUGGCCUUUGUGCAAUUGGAAGAAUAAGUGAUGCUAAGAAUAUUUUGGAAAUGCUAAUGACCUUUGGUUCUGUACCUUCCUUUGGCAUGUACAGAAUUGUUUUUGAUAACUACUGCACGAGUAACAAUACUCUGGAAGCCACACAACUUUUGCAUGACAUGCAGCAAGCAGGACACACACCCAACUUUGAGAUGCAUUGGUCUGUGAUAAGCAAUUUAAGCCGUACUGAUAAGAAGACUGGAGGAUAUGAACAGCCUAUUUUGUCAAACCUCAUUUCGAGUGUGUUCCCUAUGAAGGAUGAUAGGAAGCAAGGAUUUGUGAUGCAAAGAUAUAACCAAUUCUGAUGUGUGAUUUUCAGAAAUGAUGUCCAUUGUCGAGUUGAACACUAGACUCAUGGUGGAACUGACAAAACUCAAUGAAAUCAGCCAAUACAAAAUCACAACUUGAACCGUUGAACGUUGUACUCACAGCUGAAGAGGUCACGAGAAGAUUGAGUGCUAUGCUAUCUAGCUCAGGCAUCGUUCCCUGCAUCACUGUGCUGAGCAGGUGAGCAGCUUCAGGAACAUGGGAUCACUGCUAGUCGAAGUUUUCUCUACACUGCACAGCUACUACAAAAAAAAGGGUUUCCUCAACACCGUCAAAUAAUACUUUGCCUAAUAAUGCUUCAAGAACCAUUCCCUCACUUCAUCACCAUUGCGAGUCUUUUGGGACCAAAUUGCGGGGUUCGAUAUUUAAGCCUUUAAGGCAUGUACUUGUGCUGCCACUCAAUGCUGAAGGUCUGUAGGACUGUGACUGCUUGCUCUCGAAGCUCCAAGUAUCAAAAUCUCCAUCCAGGUUAUCUGAAGCAUGCAUUUGGGAUAUCAGUUUGCGGGGCAAAGUUUUGCUGUUUAGAUUCCUCUAAGCCCUUGUCCUGCCCUGUCCGACCUUCUCUGGCUGAAGUGCAUGCAUUUUUAACACAUCUUUGAGCCUGUGAUUCUGAAAUAGCAAAAGCUAAAGCUAGAGGUACAACCUUCUGCACCUCUGUAAAAAUGGAACAGUGGCAAUACAUGGACAUUGAGCCUAUGACAAAUCUCUUUCUGUUCAUCAUGGCUGCCUAUAAGAAAUUGCAGCUGUGGAUGCUUCCCAGCUAAUUGACAUACCUUUGUGAAUAUUAAGAAAAGAGGGCCUUACAAGCUCCGCAACUAGGGAAAAGAAGUAAACUCCUGUUUUGGUGAUAUGCCGACCAGUUGAAGCGACCUUUUCUUUGAGCAAGAGGAGUUGACCUUUGAUCACAUUGUGGUUCCAAGCUGGCACCUUGAAGGAACAUCAGGACCAUUGUUCUUGUAUCAAUGAUGAGACAAAUCGACAUCCCUCAAUUGAGAAAAAGAAAAGAACAUGAAGCAAGUGAGCGCCUUCGCGAAAUGCUGAAGAAAAGAUAGUGAAAGCCAGAGUUGUUUCUCCUUGUGACCACUUUUGGACUUGCAAGGCACUUUAUUUCCCCACCUGCGAAUCUUGAGCUAAAGUUUUGGUGUUUCCUACAAUCUAUGCUGAUUUCUAACCGAGGCGCGCUUAGGAGUGGAGGAGGCCGAUGUCUUGUGUGAAAUGGCCAUCUGUGAACAAGAGUCUUCUCCUUUUGUGUCAAUCCUGAAGUAUCGUGUAUGCGUAAAUCAUGAAAAAUUCGAUAUCCUUUUCUCUAUUGCACUCUGCUUCUAUGUGUCCAUCGCUUAAAAUUUGUUAUACGAUGGGUUAACGUCUGGUUUUGCACCAUUCUGCUCGAUUUAGAUUCUUUUGUGAAUUAAACAUUUGUUUCUGCCU